Molecule: messenger RNA, 2826 nt
Organism: Alternaria alternata
Lineage: Eukaryota; Fungi; Ascomycota; Dothideomycetes; Pleosporales; Pleosporaceae
Exons: 4
Coding region: 85-2826 (913 amino acids)
Source: RefSeq, a predicted model, not a curated record
GCCAAAGAUUAUCUAUAAGAUUCACAACCCACAGGACAUAGGCCAAAGCUACCAGAUGCCAUUACCUGUUCUUCUACAGCAGUCAUGGCUCCGAGUUCAAGAGCCAAAGCCAAUUCACGAGGUUCCAAAACUGUUGCCAGUAAUGGAAGCAAGAGAAAAAGAGACGGAACACCAGAUUUUCAGUCCAACUCGAUAUCCAAGAAAAGGAAAGGGUUAGAUUCGAUACUUGCUGCUCCAAGCAAACAAACGGACUGCCAAAAGGCUCUUGAGGAGGCGAAGAUCGUGAAAGAACUCCGCAUCACGUUCCACCCACGGAAGUUCGACCCACAGCGUCCAGAAAACGUUCCUAAGGAACAUCAGACAAAAUUCAGUCACAUUCAGCAGCUGGGCCAGAUCAGUUACAAUUCGUAUGCGCUACAACCUCGACCUGACACUGCCAAUAAGCCAUGGGAACUCGAGAACAAGCUGAGGGCUACACGGGUGAGCGAGAAGGCGAUCCAAGCGAGAAAUGAAUAUCAAAACGAGGAUGGCUGGCGGAUGGCUGGGGGGCUUGAGGAACUCGUAUUUGAACGCUUUGGAAUCGAAGUUGCAUGCCAGGAGUGCCGCAAACGUCGGUGGCAAUCCUUCGUCGAGGUCAACCCGGAAGAGAGCAACAGCCGAACAAAAAACCUUGUAGAGCGUCAGCAUCGUCGUACCGUAUGUGACUGUGAGCCAUUGUCAAAGCAAUAUAGCAUUUUGAGCACAGGGCUGACCGACAUGUUCACUACACGUAUUGGCGAGCGAAGCGUCAUACAAGACGACCCAGAGAACCACCGUAGAAUAGAAAUGCGGCCUGAUCGAAUCGUUGGAUUGAAUACUACAGAUACCGUUCGAAAGAUUUUGAAGCAACCGCAUGUUUCUCACUUGGAAGAAGUAUCUGAGCUCGACGACGACCUACUAGGCAGAUUGACCGUCAGCUGCAAUCCAGAUAGUGGUGGAGAUGUUUCGAUAUAUCCUUUCUUGGUGAUGGAGGCUAAGAGCCUCAAGAGCGGAACCACUUUUCCGGAAAUCGAGACACAAACGGCAGUACCUAUACGAAAUCAUCUGUACCUGCAACUCAAGCUCCAAGACGACAACUUUAACAACAUGCCGACACCAGGAGGUCCGUUGACCUGGUUUCUUGCUUAUGUUGGUGAGACGUGGAGGGUAUACGGGUGUUACGUCACAAAGUCUAGUCCAGGCAAUUUGCCCUGUUAUGAGAUCGUUCGCUUGUGGCAAGGCGAUAUCACUGGCUACGACGAGGCACUUCAACUAGUUCUAAUUAUGGACUAUAUCGUUGAUUGGGCGCGUGAUAUCUUCCGGCCUAGUAUCAUGAGACAACUGACGUCCGUAGUCGACAAGGGCGAACAGUCGUCUUACACGAUUGUCGAUCAACCUGACAUCCUCUCAAUACACGAUCUUGCUAACUCUCGGUACGGUGGCAGGCCUGUCCCUACCAUUGCCGGAGCUGGAACAUUUGAGGCGCCUGCUGCAUCAGCCUUUGAUGCAGUACACUCCACGAUCAGCUCUUCUUUCGAGCCUCGUUUUGAGAGUAGUGGAGUACAUGUCGAUAUCAAGGUCUGGGAAAGCGCCAAGUAUGAGUCACGAGUUCGAGGGCUUUUCAUCACCGAAAAUGACGCUGCUGCUAUGGAACAUCUUAUACACACGGGCUACCAAAGAUUAAACACGACUCAUGGUCAGCGUUGUUGGUUCCUCUUAUCAAACGUCCAAGAUAUUAAAAUCAUCGAAGAGGCUUGGACUGGGAGUCAAAAGAUCAAGGACGUUCAAGAUCUUCCGCAGCAAAAACUCCUGGUCUCCCUCUAUGUUCAGUACCGCAAAGAUGGUAAUGGUGCGCCUGUACGCGAAUUGACGUAUCUGGCUGUUACUGAAACAUUUGCUCGCAAAUCAGUGGUUCUUUUCGGACACCUAUUACAGAACAAUGAGCUGGUUGAUUCAGCUGCGGAACUUGGACUCAAGCUGCAAGAAGCUUGGACUUCGAGCAACAAGAAUUACUUCAAGCGUUACGCCAGCGCCCAAACUAGCGUACUUUGUGUCACCGCAUCUGACCACGAUAGGUCAGUAUAUCGUGUCACCCUUGGCUUCUACAGCGACGGCGAGACCACGAACUACGCCAAAAGGUUGGAUGCUUUCAUCAAGACCACUUGCGAGAAUCAACGAGGAAAGCUCUACAAACUCUACUCAUCAUGUUAUCGGUACACCAACAUCGUCCAUUCGCUCACCAUGGAGCCGCAUUGUGUCUUGGACCCUACCCAAGAUUGCGUUUUCAUCAACACAGGCGUAAUGCGAUCCGGAAUCUGCGUCUAUAUCACAAAUGCAGCAUCGGAGAAACUCAGCCAUUCAUUGCUCAUCCGGCUUCUUUUGCGAAUGGUAGUUGUCUACUGGGACAGCAAAGGGCUAGAUUCGGAUUCCGACGUCUCCUUCUGUGAGGGUGAUGAGCCAUACGUCGACGGUAAGUUGCUACUAUGGAUCGCAUCAGAUCCCCAAUGGGAUUUGUACGCUACAAUGAAGUCGACUUUGACGACGCCUGGUAUGCGCAGAGUUCACAAACAUUUGGCGUGGAUUCGCAAAGUGUUACUCAGACACAAGUGUGGUACAGGUAUUCACGGAUCCAGAUACGGGCAGAAUAUUGUUGGAUCCGAGUAUUACAGGAGAGGGCACAGAAACAUUCAACGCGAGAUUCAGCUCUCUUGCAAGAAGUGCGAUUACAAGAAACAGUAUGAAAAAGCUGCGUCAGGGCCUACAUUUUGCUUCUGCGACGAAGACUUCAUGCCAGAAAAAGGCUUUUAG